Molecule: messenger RNA, 1113 nt
Organism: Sesamum indicum (sesame)
Lineage: Eukaryota; Viridiplantae; Streptophyta; Magnoliopsida; Lamiales; Pedaliaceae
Biological process (GO): DNA integration
Molecular function (GO): nucleic acid binding
Source: RefSeq, a predicted model, not a curated record
AUGUCGCGACUCGAGGCCUCAGGCCGAUUGAUCAAAUGGGCUGUCGAAUUGGGACAGUAUGGCGUUGACUAUCAACCCAGGACUGCACAGAAAGCACAAGUGCUGGCGGACUUUGUGACGGAGCUAUCUAGCGACCUGAAAUCACCUCUAGCUGUUGAAGAGCAGGGCUCGACAUGGAUGUUGCAUGUGGAUGGUUCCUCAAAUACCAACAAUGGAGGAGCGGGCAUAUUGAUUCAAGGGCCCAAGGGAGUAGAGAUCGAGGUGGCAGCUCGCUUGUCUUUUCCUGUAACCAAUAAUGAGGCAAAAUAUGAAGCACUCAUCUUGGAAUUAGAACUUGCAUAUGAAGCUGGGGCCAGAGACCUGGAGGUGCCUAGAACAGAAAACGACAAAGCAGAUGCCUUAUCCAAAUUUGGGGCCACAAUGGAUGGGAUUAGAGAUCGUAGAAUAACAGCAUUAGUGCGUGAGCGAUCAGCCCUAGCGAGCAGAAUGGAGGUGCAAGUAGUCUCCGAAGCCGGGUCGUGGAAGGAUGAAAUCAUUAAAUACUUGGAGAACAACAUCUUGCCUACCGAUCCCGUCGCGGUGAAAAGAGUGAAAUUCCGAGCUACACGAUUCACUAUGUUGUUGGGGCAACUAUACAAGCGAACAUUGGAUGGGCCUCUCCUGAAAUGCUUAGACGAGGAGAGAGCCUUGUACGUGAUGCGCGAAAUCCACGAAGGGAGCUGUGGGAACCAUUCAGGUGCGAGAUCGCUGGAUCAGAAGGUCAUACGACAGGGGUAUUUUUGGCCCACAUUGGUCAAAGAUUCCAAGGAGCUGGUGAAGAAGUGCGAAAGCUGCCAGAAAUAUGCAUCCCUGAUACAGCAACCAACAACCUCAAUGGAGCCGAUCAAAAUAGAUUGUCCGUUCGACCAGUGGGGAAUAGACAUCGUGGGACCUUUCCCCCCUGCACAAUCUCAAAAGAAAUUCAUCAUUGUAGCGGUUGAAUACUUCUCCAAGUGGGUCGAAGCGGAGGCCGUGGCCAAGAUAUCCGAGAGAGAAGUCAUUAACUUCAUUUGGAAGAACAUCAUCUGCAGGUUCGGAAUACCCAGAAUUCUAAUUUCUGAUAAUGGCACCUAA